This is a messenger RNA of Carcharodon carcharias (great white shark), 1602 nucleotides long. RefSeq names its product beta,beta-carotene 15,15'-dioxygenase-like. NCBI's taxonomy places the organism in Eukaryota, Metazoa, Chordata, Chondrichthyes, Lamniformes, Lamnidae. Gene Ontology annotation, biological process: retinal metabolic process; carotene catabolic process. The record is from RefSeq and is a predicted model, not a curated record. Gene Ontology annotation, molecular function: beta-carotene 15,15'-dioxygenase activity; carotenoid dioxygenase activity.
AUGGAGGAGAAAACCCAGAGCCAAUCAGAGCAGCAAUUCAAGCUGAGCAGUAUUGAUCGUUACAGUAUAACCAAGAAUGGGCAAAUUCCACAAUGGCUACGCAGGACACUCAUUCGAAAUGGACCAGGCAUGCACAAAAUUGGAGACACUGUCUACAACCAUUGGUUUGAUGGGAUGUCUCUGCUGCAUAGUUUCACUUUUGAAAAUGGCGAGGUAUUCUACAGAAGUAAGUAUCUCCGCAGUGAUACUUACAAGUCUAACUUAGAAGCUAAUAGGAUUGUGGUGUCAGAGUUUGGCCCAAUGGCUUACCCAGAUCCAUGCAAGAAUAUCUUUUCCAAGGCAUUUUCCUAUCUCACACACGUUAUUCCUGAUUUCACUGCUAACUGCUUGAUUAACAUAAUUAAAUAUGGUGAGGAUUUCUUUGCUUCAUCAGAGGUCAACUACAUAAGAAGGAUAGACCCUAGGUCACUUGAAACGUUGGAUAAGGUUGAUUACAGAAAAUAUAUUGCUCUGAACCAUGCAACAUCUCAUCCACAUUAUGAUGGAAAUGGAAACACUUACAAUAAGGGCACCUCAAUAGCUGAGAAAGGCAAAACAAAAUACCUGUUUGUGACGAUACCAAAUAUAAAGCCAGAUGACAAGAAGAAGAACACGUGCUUUAACAAUUGUGAAAUAUUAUGUUCCAUUCCUUGUCACUCACUCCUCAGUCCGAGUUCCUACCACAAUUUUGGUUUGACUGAAAACUACAUUGUCUUCAUAGAACAGCCGUUUAAAUUGGAUGUACUUAAAAUGGCUACAGCCUACUUCAGAGGAGUGAACUGGGCCAAUUGUCUGGUGUGGCACCCAGAGGACAAGACUUGCAUUCAUAUCAUAGACAGAAAAACAAAGAAGGCUUUACCAACAAAAUUCUACACAGAUGCACUGGUUGUUUACCAUCAUGUCAAUGCAUAUAAGGAAGACAACCAUGUUGUCUUUGAUAUUAUUGCAUAUGAAGACAAGAGUUUGUACCAAAUAUUCUAUUUAGCAAACAUGACUUUGCCUGACAGUGAAUUUGAAGCACAAGGCAAAUGCUUCAGUCUUCCAUCUUGCAAAAGAUUUGCAAUUCCUGUGGAACAUAACAAGAACACAGAGUUGGGCACAAACAUUGUUGGACUUGGAGGCACAAAUGCGUAUGCACUGCAAGAGAAAGAUGGAUACAUCUACUGCAAGUCUGAAGUGUUGUUUGAAGGUCUGGAGUUACCUCGCAUAAAUUAUGAUUACAGUGUCAAGAACAGAUAGAUUUAUGCAUCUAGAGUUGAGUGGCAACCAAUUCCGACAAAGAUAAUUAAAUAUGAUAUUCAGACCAAAAGCUGCCUUGAGUGGAUGGAAGAAAAUUGCUGGCCAGCAGAGCCAGUGUUUGUCAAAGCUCCAGAUGCCAAAGAUGAGGAUGAUGGUGUCGUACUUUCUUCCAUCGUUUCUGCUGAUGCCAAGAAAUCUUCACUUUUACUUAUACUUGAUGCAAAGACUUUCAAGGAACUUGACCGUGCCUCGGUUAGCGCUGAUUUACACCUUGACCUGCAUGGCAUAUUCAUUCCUGAGGAGGAGCUGAGUACAAAACAAUAA